Belonocnema kinseyi is the source of this 1869-nucleotide messenger RNA. RefSeq lists its product as uncharacterized. Gene Ontology annotation, cellular component: chitin-based extracellular matrix. Bases 164 to 1099 code for a protein of 311 amino acids. Gene Ontology annotation, molecular function: structural constituent of chitin-based larval cuticle. The transcript has 5 exons. The record is from RefSeq and is a predicted model, not a curated record. NCBI's taxonomy places the organism in Eukaryota, Metazoa, Arthropoda, Insecta, Hymenoptera, Cynipidae.
CUGAGAGGACGUAUUGAAAUUCAUUCGCGACUGGAACAUCAUAACGUUCAUCCCUAUUUGAAAUUUAUUUAAAAUAGAGAAUACAACCAAAUUAAGGAACCAGCUUCAAAUUUUUCUUUUAAUUCCAGUAAACACUUUUGUUAGUUUCAAAUUAAUAAUAAACAUGAUUUUCUUCGCCAUGUCCUGUGUUUUUUUCCUUUUUGUAAAAUUUUCUACUGGCCAGGAGGCAAAUGAAAUCCCAAACGAUAUUAGGCCAUACGAAUUUGCUUUCAACGUCGUUGAUUUUCAACACAGAUUCGAGAAGAAAGAUAAGGAUGGGAUUGUUACUGGAGAAUAUGGAUUUAUAACUGCUGAUGGAGUUUAUCACGAAACUAGUUAUGCGACUGAUAAAGAUGGGGAUUUUAUAAUAACAAAAAUGAGGAAUCGAAAACUUAAAUCUCAAGAAGACAUGGAGGAGUUUUUCAAGGACAAGCCGGAAGUUGCAAAAAAAAUUAUGGCUGCAAUGCAACGAUCUUGCAGUGACUGUAAUAGUUUAAUUAAUAUAGACAAAGUUGAAGAUGGACUUAUUCUUAAUGGAACAGUAGAGGAAAAUACGUCAGAUAAAGUUUUCAAUGGAACGAAUAAAGUCCCGCAAAAUGAAGAAAACCCUGACGUCUUGCCGAAUAUAAAUGACAUAAAGGAUGUUAGAAAGGGGAAAACAAUCAGCAACGAGGAUUCGUAUUUGGAUAAUGAUGUUAAUGCUCAAGAUGAAAAAGAAAAAGAAGGAAAAGAAGAAAAAGAGGAAAAAGAAGAAACAUUGGGAUUUCCUUUACCUAAGGAAAAUGCAACUAUUUCAAACCUUAUAGAAAAUAUGGUAAAAGACCUUAGUUAUCGUUUUAAUUAUUCUGUAAGUUCUCAUAGCCAAAAUGAGGAUGGUUAUCGAAAUGGUAGGAAGGAUGGAAAAUAUAAUUACUUGGGUGACGAUGGUGUGGAUGUAAAAGUUGAGUAUGUGUCAAACGAAUUUGGUCAUCAACCAAACAUAACUAUUGUACCUGGACCUGUCUUAAAUCCCGAUGAAGAAACUCGACAAGGCUAUUCACUCGUGUGGUAUAGAAAAUGAUGAAUUAGAAUUAUAAGUAGAUUUUUUUUAGUGAGAUUUAUCAAAAUAAUAUAUGAAUAGAAAUAGUAAUACAUUUUUUAAUGAUAGUACAUUUUUAUUGUGAAUUGCUCUUUUGCGGUUAUCUUUAGCAGACAAAAAUGCAAACUGUUUCUAGACUAAUUACCAUCGGUCGGUAAAACAGACUUAUUUCUGUUGAAAGAUUAUUAAUAUAAAUAACAUUUUGCUCGCAGUUGGUAAAGUAUGAACCGAUAAUUAGUUUGUCAUAAGACAAAUCAUCUUUUUUAUUUAUUUUUAUAUGGUUCCAUAACUUAUAGGACCAAUUAAUAAAAUUUGUUGAGUGCAUUGAUACCGAUUAGGAAAUAGAAGUGGUUGAAGCCAUCCACUAAUUGACUGCCCACCACCCUUGGAAGUGUUUUUAUGAGCAAUUCAACGUCCUAAAAAAAUAUGACCCAUUUCAUUUGUAUUUUUUCGAAAUUAUAUUUGCUUAUAUUUUUACUUUUUGUAAUUUUUAUUUAACUCAAUUUGGAUUUUUCUCAAUUAUGAUUGGCCAAAAUUUCUAUAGGAUAAAAAUGUCAUUUUCCAUAAUUUAAUCCUAUGUUGAAUUUUUUCCUCUAAUUUUCAAUUAUUUUAAUGCUCUUCGCAGUGUUAUUCGCAAUAAGUUGUACUUUUCCUACUUCUCAACAAACCCAGUUUGUUAUAAUUUAUAUGUUAUCACCACUACGUCAUUUAAUUGUGUAAUUUUUAUUUAUCCAGGUUUCCAAUUGCUAUAA